Sorex fumeus (smoky shrew) is the source of this 1749-nucleotide messenger RNA. Its product is annotated as hyaluronidase PH-20-like. The transcript has 6 exons. Gene Ontology annotation, molecular function: hyalurononglucosaminidase activity. NCBI's taxonomy places the organism in Eukaryota, Metazoa, Chordata, Mammalia, Eulipotyphla, Soricidae. The coding region runs from base 1 to 1749 and encodes 582 amino acids. The record is from RefSeq and is a predicted model, not a curated record. Gene Ontology annotation, biological process: hyaluronan catabolic process; carbohydrate metabolic process. Gene Ontology annotation, cellular component: acrosomal vesicle.
AUGACACUGAUUCUGAAGGCGAAGCUAGGCAUGCCCCAGUUUCUGAGCACAGAAGCCCAGAGCCUCCUGCAGGCUCUCUUCAAGCAGAAUCCUGCCAACCAGCUUGGCUCUGGUCCUGAUGGGGCAGAGGAGAUCAAGCGGCAUGUCUUCUACUCCACCAUUGACGGGAACAAGCUGGACUCCCCAGGCAUCCCCCCCACCGUGGGCGCCCAUCAACUGUUCCGUGGCUUCAGCUUCGUGGCCACAGACCUGAUGGAUGAUGACGGCAAACCUCACUCUACACAGGCACCACUUCACUUCACUCGGUGGUUCAGCAACUACACGGGAAGAACCUGGUGUUCAGUGUGGGCUCCUACUCCGUGUGGCACCUUCCAGAGUAGCGGUCGUUGUGGUGAUAAUUAUGAUUAUAACAAUCAGGAAAAAGUCAAGUUUAUCAUCCUUUGCAGCUUUGUUGGGUUCAGAGGAUCAUUUCUGGCAAUGCUCACCUUCCUUAUGUUUCCAGUUUACUUGACAAUGAAUUAUUCUGCAUCGCUGAUUAUUCCAAACACUACUUACAUUCUUGCAUGGAAUGUUCCAACAGAAAAAUGUCCUAAUGAAUACAAUGUGACAAUAAAUCUGAGCAUCUACUCAUUUAUAGGAUAUCCUACUAAAAAUACCACUGGACAAAAUGUUACAUUGUUUUAUGUGGAUAGACUUGGUCUAUAUCCUACCAUAAAUAUGAGUAAUAAUGAAGAUGUGAAUGGAGGUAUUCCCCAGUAUGGAAAUCUGACAGCUCACUUGGAAGAAUCCAGUAAAAACAUUGAAUAUUAUAUAAAAAACGAUUCUGUAGGCUUGGCUGUUAUUGACUGGGAAGAUUGGAGACCGCUCUGGGAUAGAAAUUGGGGUUCAAAAAAUAUUUACAGGAACAAAUCUAUUGAGUUGGUUAAACUAAACAAUAAAAGUCUUAAUCCACUUGAUGUUAACAAGACAGCGAAAAGAGAAUUUGAAAAGUCAGCAAAGGAUUUCAUGCUAGAGACUUUAAAACUCGGAAAAUCAUUAAGACCAAAGAACUAUUGGGGUUUCUACCUUUUCCCUGAUUGUUACAAUCAUCAAUAUAGGAAAAGCGAAUAUAAUGGAAGUUGCUUUGACAUAGAAAAAACAAGAAAUGAUCAGCUCAACUGGUUGUGGAAUGAAAGCACUGCUCUUUACCCAUCCAUUUAUUUGAAUAAAAAUUUAAGUUCUAAUCCACGGGCAGCACUCUUUGCCAGAAAUCGGGUCCAGGAAGCCACUAGGGUAUCUAAAAGGCCAGAAGUUGAAAAUCCACUUCCGGUUUUUGUGUAUGUUCGUCUGGAUUUUAUAGAUGCUCCUGGAGAAUUUCUUUCUGAGCCUGACCUUGUGAAUACUAUUGGUGAAAGUAUUGCUCUAGGCGUGUCUGGAAUUAUAGUAUGGGGAAGCCUUAAUUUCAGCAAAAGUCAGGCAUCUUGUAAGAAUCUAAGCAAUUACAUGAACACUGUCCUAAAUCCUUACUUACUGAAUGUCACCCUAGCCGCCAAAAUGUGUAGCCAAGUGCUUUGUCAAGACAAAGGAAUAUGCAUAAGGAAAAACUGGAAUGCAGCUGAUUACCUUCACCUAAACCCAGAAAAUUUUGGGACUGAAAUUGGGGAUAGUAAAAAGUAUAAAAUGAUUUUGAAUACUACAGUUCCAGACCUGAAUGAAUUUGAUGAAAAAUUUAAUUGCAGUUAUUAUUCCAAUGUGAAUUUUACAAUUUGA